Messenger RNA from Amphiprion ocellaris (clown anemonefish), 4680 nucleotides. RefSeq names its product poly(ADP-ribose) polymerase family member 14-related sequence 2.2 (gene parp142.2). Gene Ontology annotation, molecular function: transcription corepressor activity; NAD+ poly-ADP-ribosyltransferase activity. Lineage: Eukaryota; Metazoa; Chordata; Actinopteri; Pomacentridae. The record is from RefSeq and is a predicted model, not a curated record. Gene Ontology annotation, biological process: negative regulation of gene expression. Gene Ontology annotation, cellular component: nucleus; cytoplasm. The coding region runs from base 115 to 4239 and encodes 1374 amino acids. The transcript has 14 exons.
GAAGAGAAAGUGAAACUAAGGUAAACAACUUGCAGCAGGCAGUUUAGUCAGGAUAGUGGGGCAGAAAGACGUGCUCAUGGAAAGUUGUCUUUUUACUUUAGGAUUGUAGUUAAAAUGGAUGAAUUCCAGCAUUCAUUGUAUUUUGAGGCCAAAGAUCUGACAGACAGAGAGAAGGAGAAGAUCAGGAGAUAUUUCCAGAAGAGAAGAGAGUCUGGGGGAGGUGAAUGUGGAAAUAUUGAAAAUGUCAGAAGUAACAUCUACAAAAUCAGUUUCAAGGAAAAAGAAGAUCAGGAAAGGGUUUUGCAGAGAAAGUUUCAUGUCGUAUCUCUUCCUGACGGAGAGCAACAUCUGACAGUAAGCCGGACCAGUUCACCACAGGCCCCUGAUCAGCCUUCGACCAGCCAGUCUCAGACAAGUACAAAAGUGAGCACGAAAGGUCUUGAGAAGAUUUUCAACAUAGACAUUUUCCUCCUGUUUUACCUGAGAGACAACCCUAAAGCAUCCAAACUACUAACCAAACAACUCUCUUCAAUCGGCUGCACGGUGAAGCUAGAUUUCGAUGAGGAGGAGGCAGUGGUGAUGGGGGAUAUUGAGAAGGGACCUGGAGGGGCUUUUGGUGGUGCUGCAGAGAAAUGGGAGCUGCAAGUUGAUCAGGUCUUUAUGGGUCUCAUUGAAAGCUACCUCUGCUAUCAUGUGUUGGAUCCAAAACAAGUCAAAAUGCUGCUGCAUGAUCCCUUCUUUGCGACUGAUGAUGUAAAAGUGUACAAGGAGAGUGGUUACGCCGUGGUUGUGGGAGAAGUUGAUGUUGUGAAGGAGAAGAUCGCAGCUCUGGAAAAAAGCCUGCCGAUCCAGAAGAACCUGCCAGUUGUGGAGAAGCAGUUCAAACUGGUAGAAGAAGAGUUCAGUCGUGAAAUGCGUGCACAUUUUCCAGAGGUGACAAUCUUCAGACAAAGUGGGAUGAUCACUUUGGAAGGCCUUGACAAGGAGGUGCAGUCAGCAGCUGCAAAACUUGAUGAACUGAUCAAGAAGAUAAAAGAAAAGAGAGUUCAGGUCUCUACAGCUUUAAUGACAUUCCUAACAUCCAGCGGUGCCAUCUCCAAGUACCAGACCCGCUUCCAGCAGAGCCUCAGAAACCCUGUUUCCCUAGACGUGGGGUCCGAUCUGGUUCUGUCCAGUUUGUCCUGUGAUGCCCUGGAAGAGGCUGCAGCAGCUGUGUUAAGAGAUGUGAAUGUGGCCACUGUAGAGCUGCAGGGUGCUGCAGCUGUAGCUCCAGAUCUGGACAGACUCAAAGAAAUCCUGAUCAAAGCUAAGAAUGAUGCAAACCUCAGCGAGCUCAAAGUGGAUGUCAGCUUCAUUCCAGGACCCAGUGGAACCACUAAAGUACAACUGGUGGGCUACAGUGACAUUGUGAACGCGCUCAAAGAGGUUCUUUGUGACUACCAUAUGAAUCAGGUAGUGACUCAGGAAGUGCUGAACCUGUCAAAUCCUGAGCUGGUUGACUGUUUUGAUAAAAUCUUAGCCUUGAUUAGCAUGAAGCAGACAAAAGUGACCUUAAAAGCCUCACAUUUUCCAAAUCCUUGUGUGCUCUUGUCUGGUCCCCGUUGUCAUGUUCAGGAGGCCAAGCAGGCUCUAAUGGCUGCACUAGCCACUCUGACAUCCAAUACUUUAGUUCUAGAUGGACCGGGGGCUCAGCGAUAUUUCCAAACAGGUGGUAAAGUGAGCAAGGAACUAGUAGAAACCUCCUGUCAGGUCGUCAUCAGGGAACAGCAAGGUGUUCACUCACCAAAUGUGCAAACCAGACAGGGAAGCAUCGGCAGCCCAAGCAGCAUCACGCCUUCCACAAGCCUCUCCAAUACUGCUGGCACACCUGUGGUCAACAAAACAAACUUAAAGGUCACAAUUGGAAACUUAGAAGAUGAGCAGGUGAAUGUGUUGGUGGUGCCCAUGAUUGGCAAGCAGCUGAACUCUACAAAAAUGGGUUCAUCUCUGUUGAAUAAAGCUGGGAGCACACUCAAGGCAAAGUUUGACUCGGCAGCAGCAAACUGUGCCGUCGCCCCCGGUGACGUUCUGCAGGUUGACGGGCCUCCGUCUCUCGGCUGCUCCAAGAUCUUCUUCGCCGAAUGUUUGCCUUGGGAUGGAGUCCGUGGAACGAGCCUGCAGGCUCUCAAUAAUGGCCUGAAGAAGUGUUUGGACAUCUGUGUUCAGAAGUGCUUUAGUUCUAUGGCCUUCCCAGUCAUCGGACCUGGAAUUGUGUUAAAAUUCCCAUUGAGAGAAGCUGUUCAGGUGCUGACCGAGAACAUUCGGCAGUUUGGACUAUCUGCAUCCUCUGGGUCUCUCUCCAACAUCCACGUUGUCAUUAAACCCGGCUAUCCUGACUCAGAGGAGUGCUACCAUGAGGUCUUCAAACGUCUCAGCUCAAGUAUGAAUCAGGGAGGCCGAGCGAUCUUCAGGUCCCUCACCAGUGACCUCGAUGACAUCACCAUGACACUGAUGGGCGGAGUUAAGCUACAGGUGGUGUUUGGCGACAUCACUAAUGAGACUACAGAUGUUGUGGUGAACACGACCGACUUCAAAACUUUUGACCGGGAUGGCGUCUGUAAAGACAUUUUAACCGUAGCUGGACCAGUGGUGGAGGCUAAGCUGAGGGCAGCAAAUGUGAGCCGAGGAGAAGUUUUUGUUUCUGGGCCUGGACAGUUUCCCUGCAAAGAUAUUUUCCAUGUGUGCGGACAACAGGAUGCAGGACUUAUUGAAGAACUUGUCGGGAGCAUCAUUUACUAUUGUGAAACAUGUGGAUACAAGUCUGUUGCAAUUCCUGCCAUCUGUGCUGGGGCUGGAAAGUUGGACCCUGGAGUUGUGGCGGAUGCCAUCCUCCGAGGGAUCAAGGUUGAGAUGUCCUCUGGUUCUAUUCAAAGCCUUACCAACAUCCGCCUCAUCCUGAUUAAGAUCAAUGUCUACUUGGCGUUUAAAGAGGAAGUAAUGCAAACGUUCUCUGCUGUUGUUAUGCAAAAAGCACUAUUGCCUCAGUUGCCUCAAGUACAGCAACAACAGCCACCACCCCCUGUGACAGCAGACCUGAACAUGCUCCAUACCAGCUCUGCAAGUCAGCAGUCUGUCUUCCUGUUCCUGGGUCUUAGCAGAAAAGAUGUUGAUGAUGCCAUGGAAAAGCUGAAGAACCUUUACCAGGCGCAGUGCUCCAUUCAUACAAUCAGAAGGGAGGAGCUGACUAACCUCACCCAUGACGACAUGCAGUAUCUGAUGCACAUGGUAGAGACUGAGGGUCUGUACGUGAAAAAGGAUGCAUCUGGCAGUUUAACAGUGAGCGGGCUGAAAGAUGGGGUCAACCAGGCAAGGCAGAUUGUUAAUGAGGCUGUGCACAGCAACCUCAGGAAAGAGGUGAGAGUCAGGGAGGAGGAGGAUUUGUACAGCCGUGUCACUUGGUGCAUGCAGGGACAUAAUGGCAACUGGGAAAGACUCCCCAAAACGGCCAAUCACCACCUGGAAAAUAAGGAUGUACUGACAGGAAUAGUGGACGCACAGGGAAUUACGUGGAAGGUGGAUCUACAGAAAAUGGAGGCCUCAACGUCAAUAGUUGGACUGAAGAGGAAGCUGAAAAGACUGGAGAAUGUGGAAGACUUUGCUCUUCCCCUGUACUGGGACAGCAUGACUGCUAAUGAGGGUACAAAAGUGGUCACACUGGAGCCUUCCACUACAGAGUACCGGACAGUAAAGGAGGCCUUCAAAAGAACUGUCCCCAAAGCUGUCCUGAAGAUCCAGCGUUUGCAGAACGUACAUUUGCGUCGCACUUAUGAAGCACAGAAGAAGCAUAUUUCUGAUAAGAACAGACAGCGGGGCGGAGCAAGGGAAAUGCAUCUGUACCACGGGACCACCAAGGACAACUGCGACUCUAUCAUGAAGACUGGGUUCAACAGGCGGUUUGCUGGACAAAAUGCAACUGCAUAUGGUUGCGGAACCUACUUUGCCUUAAAUGCCAGUUACUCAGCUGACCCCAGAUACUCCAGGCCAGCUGAUGAUGGUUCUCAGUUAAUGUUCGUGGCUCGAGUCCUGACUGGCUUCUACACUCAGGGCCACAACACCAUGAGGGUGCCUCCACAGGUCGAAGGCAGCCAGGAGGAUCAUGACCGCUACGACAGUGUGGUGGAUAGAAUAGAAUACCCAUCCAUGUAUGUUGUGUUCCACGAUAACCAAGCCUACCCAGACUACCUUAUCACCUUCCAGUGACAGGGAGGGGAAGAUGAUAGAAAAAAAUGCACCAAGCAAAUCUGUCAGAAAUACAGGAAAUCUACUGAUAAUGUUUUGAUUCUCAGUUGUUUACUUAAAACGAAAUUAUAUAUAGAUAUUUACAUGUAUGAUGCAGGAUUUUUAGGGAUGAAAUUAACUUGAAAUGAGAACGGUAUGACAAUGAAAACAAUCUGUGUCGUGUUCUUAUAAAGAAUCUGAGAAUUAUAUCCCAGAUUAAUUCAAUCAAGGAAGUUUUAUGCACAAAUUUAACUUUAGCUGCUUGAGUAGCUGCUGGGUGAUCCCUCGAGGGAUGAGGACUUUCACUGAUGCACUUUGUCUCUGACUUUUUUUGACACUUCCUUGUUAAUAAGUGAUGAAUGAUAUGGGGUUUGGUUGGAAAGCCAUGAGCAAAUCUACGCAUUAAUAAAGUUUCUGAAAUCA